This is a messenger RNA of Phalaenopsis equestris, 1014 nucleotides long. RefSeq lists its product as uncharacterized. The transcript is spliced from 3 exons. The record is from RefSeq and is a predicted model, not a curated record. The coding region runs from base 1 to 942 and encodes 313 amino acids. NCBI's taxonomy places the organism in Eukaryota, Viridiplantae, Streptophyta, Magnoliopsida, Asparagales, Orchidaceae.
AUGCAGCCAUUUGAGCCAAAGAUAAAGACGGAUGAACCCUCCCUUCCCUCUCCUCCUCAAACUCGCCGCUGCACGCCCCCCGCCACGGCUGCGCUCCUCUCCUUACACCGCCACCAGAGAUCACUCGCUCUCCUCUCCCUCCGCCGCAACAUCCUCCACGCUCUUCUUCAUCUCCCCGUCGGUAUCGGCGGCGCCGCUUCUCCUCCGGCAAUCCUCAUCCUCGGAUUCAGGGGACACGGGAAGAGCGCAUUCAUCAACACGGCCUGCCGCGCGCUCGCAGGAGAGGAGGGGCCGUUGAUUCUCCGGUCGGAGACGUCGCCGGUGGGAUUUCCUCCGGCGAAGGCCAUGCGGUUGGCGGUGAGCGUGGCAGCGGCCGCGGGAUGCAGUUGCGGUGGUUGGGUGGAGAAGGUGGGGGAAGCGGAGAUGGUGGUGGAGGUCAUUGAUGCUCCGCCGUCGGCCCCGCCGUCGGCGGAGACGGCGGUGGUGAUGAUCGCUGCUGCCGAAACAGUUUCGCCGGAGUGCGUGGUGCUGGUGAUGAGAUGUAGCCGGCAGGAGAGGGAACGCCGCCUGGCCGUCAGGCGGCUGACGGAAAUGGCCGGCGAGCUCAGGAACAGAGGGCUGCCUCUAUUGGUAGUAUUAACUCAUAAGAGGUCUCUUGGAUACUGUAAGCAAGAGGAACUCAAGCUCGAAGUAGCCUUCAGUGCAAGAACUGAUUGUGUCUACUUCAUCGAGAACUACACUGCAGAGUCUUCGACGAAAUGUGGGGGUCUGACGGUCGUUAAGAACGACUUCGAUACUCACCACACUGCUCUGGCAAUCAUCAGACAGUGUAUUGAGUUUGUAGCGCAGCGUCGAAGACAAUCAUCGCUAAAAAAGAUUGAUUUAGCAACAAAGUUUGAUGAAAAGAAUGAGGAGGAUGUAAUUGAUUCUAAAAGAAGUUGAUAAGUUUGUCUUUCCCAAAAAAAAUUGUGAUUUGAGCUGUGUUUGCGGUUGGUUAAUAACUUUAUUAUGAUU